Messenger RNA from Triticum urartu, 1338 nucleotides. Lineage: Eukaryota; Viridiplantae; Streptophyta; Magnoliopsida; Poales; Poaceae. The record is from RefSeq and is a predicted model, not a curated record.
CUUUUGCCCCUGCCUCUGAAGCUCAACGAUUUGGGAGCCCUCCACCCUCGCCGCCGCCCCGCCGCCUGCAUCCCGGGGGAAAGCGAGGGUCUGGGAAUGGACGUGGGGUCCUGCCACCUCGGCGGCAACGCCGACGCGGGGGAGUUCUGCCCGCACCGCCCCUUCCGCCACAUCCUGGCGGCAGCCACGUACACGCUGCAGGAGCAGGCGGGAGAGGAGCAGCAGCAGCAGGACCGCGCGGGCACCGUAUCGCUCUUCUCCGUGGACGCCGGCGCGGAGGACAAGUCCCGACGGCUCCGGCUGCUCAACACGGUGGAGACCGCCGGCGUCUUCGACAUGAAGUGGAGCCCCACGGCGCCGCUGCUCGCGCAGGCCGACGCCCACGGACGCCUCGUGCUCCGGCGCCUCCAGCAUGAAGACGGCUCGGACGAAGGUGUUGUUCUAACAGAUGUGGUUGCUGGAAACAUUUCUUCAUCAAUGUGCUUGUAUGUGGACUGGAACCAAAAUGCCGAUUCCCUGGCCGUUGCAUUAUCAGAUGGUUCACUGUCUGUGGUUCCCAUGAGAGAGGACCGCCUGGAGGUAUCAGAACAAUGGACUGCUCAUCAGUAUGAAGUUUGGACAUGUUAUUUCGAUCGUGCAAGACCACACUUGUUGUACAGUGGAUCGGACGACUGCUCUUUCGGUUGCUGGGAUUUGCGGGAAAGCCCAUCGAAUGCUGUGUUUCGGAAUAAGAAGACUCAUACUAUGGGUGUGUGUUGCAUUGCUUAGAACCCAUUGGAGGGGAAUAUGCUACUCACUGGAAGCUAUGACGAAUUUCUCAGAGUUUGGGACAUGAGAUCAGUGGCGGAGCCAGCCAGCUGAAGGAGCCGGGGCAAAGUCUUUACACGGCGAUGUUGCCCGGCAUUUGCCCAAGUAAUUAGUACUGCAAAUCAUGGUUUCUUUGCAUUGUUUAGUGAAAAAUGGCCGGAGCAGCCCGGGCAGCUGCCCCAGGUCGCCGGGAGCUAGCUCCGCCACUGCAUGAGAUCAAUGAUGAAACCUGUGAACGAGAAGUCCCUGAAUUUAGGAGGUGGUGUAUGGAGGUUGAAAUAUCAUCCUAAUAUUGCAGAUGUCGUAUUGGCUGCAUGCAUGCACAACGGUUUUGCCAUUGUUAAAGCAGGGGCUGGAGUGCUACCAUAAUGGAAACAUAUUGCAAGCAUGAGUCCUUAGCAUAUGGUGCAGAUUGGCAGACAAGUGAAGCAGCGGAAUAUAACACGAAUUCUUCAGUUAUCGCUACUUGUUCAUUUUAUGACCGCCUUCUCCGUGUGUGGCAACCAGAGAACCUAGUCAACCACCCAACCU